GGAUCAUGUGACAACCCAAUUUGACUUCAGGAAAUACAGAAGUCUGCGGCGUCAUUUUCCUGCUGUUACAGCCACAACAAGACCCUGAAAGGCGAAACUAGAACCGAUUUAAUCAGAUAAACAAGGACAGAGAAUAUGAAUUGUUUUCUUGUUUGUUAAUUAAAGUGAAGUUAAUAAACGUGAUUUCAUCGUCUGGCUCAUCCAAAGACUCCUUCUUCACAAUGCAAAUGCUGCAGGUGACUGCACUGUGUUUGGCUGUGUUGGGCCUGAGCACCGCGUUGGUCUGUCCAGAUGGAGGCAUGUGUGCAGAGAAAAACACCUGCUGCCAGAACACUGAGGGAGGCUAUGGCUGCUGCCCACUACCAAAAGCCGAGUGUUGUUCAGACCACCUCCACUGUUGUUAUGAAGGGACCAUUUGUGAUUUGGUCCAUCGAAAAUGUGUAAAUCAAACCAUAUCCCUGCCAUGGAUAACGCGUCUUCCUACUACACAGCUGGAGGAGCCAGUGAAGGCAGUCAUUUGUCCUGACAUGAUGUCUGAAUGUCCGGAUGGCACCACCUGCUGUGAGCUUCCAGACAGCACUUGGGGCUGCUGUCCGCUGGAGAAGGCAGUCUGUUGUUCGGACAAGCAGCACUGCUGCCCAGAGGGGACACAGUGCGAUCUUGUUCACUCAAAGUGCAUCUCCUCCACAUCACAGUCCAUCCCCAUGCUCAAGAAGGUUCCUGCUAAAAAAAGACUGAAUAAUCCAGCAGAGUCUCGAGUGGGUGCAAUAACUUGUCCUGGAGGAAGAAGCAGCUGCCCAGAUGAUUACACCUGUUGCCUGCUUCCCACUGGAGACUAUGGCUGCUGUCCCUACCCAAAUGCAAUGUGCUGCAGUGAUCAUGUGCACUGUUGCCCCAGUAACACCAUCUGUGACCUGGAGAAGCAAAUGUGCCGGUCUGGAGACACACAAAUGCCACUGCUCAAGAAGAUCGCUGCCACUCCUAAUGAUGUUCAGUGUCCAGACAAAAUCUCAACUUGUCCUGAUGAGACGACGUGCUGCAAGAUGACCUCUGGGGAUUAUGGCUGCUGCCCCAUGGUUGAUGCUGUUUGCUGUAGCGACCACAUCCACUGCUGUCCUUCUGGUACAGAGUGUGAUUUGGUCCAUAGCAUGUGCAUUUCAUCUACUACCAACACAUCUAUGGUCAAUAAAAUCCCAGCUCUCAAGAAGGAACCGGCAACACUGCAAUCAGAAAUGGAGAAUGUUGCAUGUAAUGGUUCAGUGGUCUGUCAGGAUGGAAACACCUGCUGUAAAUUGCUAACUGGUGCUUGGGCCUGUUGUCCACUUGCUGAGGCUGUUUGCUGUAAGGACCACCUGCACUGCUGCCCCCACGGUACUGUGUGUAAUCUGAAAGCCUCCACAUGUGACAGUCCGAGUGGGAGUCUGGUGAUGCCCCUGUUUGGCAAAACUCCAGUAGAGGGCAACGUCAACACCAAAUGUGACAAAUCCUCAAGCUGUCCUGGGAAAGCAACUUGCUGUAAGACCACCAGUGGGGAAUGGGGCUGCUGUCCUCUGCCUGAGGCUGUUUGCUGUGACGACCACAUUCACUGCUGCCCUCAUGGGACAGUGUGUAACCUGGCUGCAGAAACGUGUGAUGAUCCCUUUAGAGUGAGACCGCCUGUGUCCUGGGUGGAGAAGGUCCCUGCUCUGACCUCAGAGGCAGAGAACGAGAAAUGUGACAAACAAACCAUGUGUCCCGGAGGCACCACCUGCUGCAAGAAGACAUCUGGACAGUGGGCCUGCUGUCCCCUACCUCAGGCUGUGUGCUGUAAUGACCAUGAGCACUGCUGCCCUAAAGGCUAUAAGUGUAACGUGGCAGAGCAGACCUGUGAUAAACCUGGAGAGGUUAGUCUGCCAUGGGUCCAGAAGAUCCCUGCUCUACUGAAGGAGACCCUCCAGACCCUGGCUCUGCCUGCUCCGGCCCGGACCAUGUGUGACCCCCACACCAGCUGCCCACGGGGCACUACCUGCUGCUUCAUGAAGAACACUCACCAGUGGGGCUGCUGCCCUGUACCAGAGGCAAUUUGCUGUGGUGAUGGAGAUCACUGUUGCCCGCACGGCCAUACCUGUGAACCGCACCGCUCCUCCUGCUCCAAAGGACCUCAUGUGAUCCCCUGGCUCACCAAACUGAGAGCCUUCAGUGAGUCCGACUCUGUGGCAGAUGUCAAGUGUGAUGACAAGAGCAGCUGUGCCUCUGGAACAACCUGCUGCAAGCUGCCCACAGGAGAAUGGGGCUGUUGUCCGCUGGUCAAGGCGGUUUGCUGUGCAGACCAUGAGCACUGCUGCCCCCAGAGCUACACGUGUAACAUGCAGACGGGCACCUGUGAGAAGGCAGGCUCUGGGACCACCUCCUUCACUGUUGCACAGCUCACAGUCAUCCCACUGAAGCAGAGGGAGAUGGAAGAAGACGAGGCCGUACCAUGUGACAGCUCAGGGAGCGUCCGCUGCUCCAAACAGGACACCUGCUGCCAGACCUCAGAUACAGAGUGGGCCUGCUGUCCCUCACCUGGGGCCGUGUGCUGCCCUGACCGGAAACACUGCUGUCCAGCGGGGUUCUCGUGUGACCUGACCUCAGGGGAGUGCCUUCAGACAAAUCAACUGACCUGGGACGCUCUCCUCCACAACAGAAGAAGAGACUUUGGCCGUCCUGAACUCUAACCACAAGUAGCACACUGGCUCUUUGUACUUAGCUUAUGGUAUGAAUCUACAGAUGUUUGACGAGAAGACUUGCUUAAGAUAUUGGCCGUUGAAUAAGUCAUUUUUUGCACUUGAGAGGUUUUUUUGGUGUUUGUUUUGAAGAUUUGGUGUUUUGUUGAAGGUGUAUUGUGUAACUUUUUUGGUGGAGGGCCCAUCGAAUGCUUUUCUCCAUGGAGAUGUUAUUGCUUUGUCUGGAAUGUUUCACAGUAUGGCAUUUCAGCCUUUCUAUCCUCAUGGAGACCAAACCAGACCAUGUUACAGGUCAGAUCUGUGAAAAAUGUAAAGAGCUGUCAUACUGUGGUAGAUUCCAGGCAGAGCAAUAACAUAUACAUAGAAACAAGUAGAUGACGGACCCCAACAAAAAAUGCACAGUGCACUUUUAACAUUAUUUGGUAGUUUUUAUCUCUUGAAUGAUAUUGGCCAUCCCCAUUAACAUUUCUUGCAUCAGAUCACACACAACAUAAAUUACAGUAAACAAGAUGCAGUUGGAGGCAAACAGAAAACAUCUUUUAUAGGAGACUGGUUUACUUGUUUUGUUUGGUACAAUAUUGUCUCCACCAAUCAGAUUUGUUUAAAAGAGAAUGUAAUUUGACACAGAUGUGAUACAGACAAGUAUAGUUAAUGUUUUUGUUGUUGUGAUGAGUGAAACUUUUUUAGUUUAUUCCUUUUUAUAAUUAAUACUAUGUAAUUUAGAUUUUUUGUUGUGAUUUCAAAUAGAUAUAGUUAGUCAUAUUCAAUUAUUUUGUCAACUAGAAUCAGGACAACUUGUGCCUUCUUAAAUCAUUCCUGCAAGAGGUACCAGUCUCCACUUUUCACAUGGAAUAUACAGAUGUGCUGUUUUUGGGAAAGAGGAUUUAAUGUUUAUUUUAACUGCAGCCAAAAGAUGUGAGCCAAAUGCAUGUUAUUGUCAUGAGAGGACAGAGGCUGGCAGUGCAGUGUUGGCAUGGCAAUGUAAACAGAGGUAUUGAGAGAAAGCUGUUUGAGAGGGCGCCAACCAAGACAGUCUUUUGUUGGAAUCCUUCAAUGACUUUGCCUUCUACCUCGGGGCUCAUACUUCAUUGUUAUAAUUAUAUUUUAGGAUAUUCUGAUUUUGUUGUGUGUUAGGUAGGGCAAAACGGAUUUUCUGUGCUACUGAACUGCAAAUUUUAAGAGCAUUAUCACUGGUGAACAGUACAAGAACUUGAAGCCCUAACUUCUCAUGAAAAAUGUUUAUUUUUUGGUAUACAAGUGCAACUUAAAGCUUAUAUUAUGGAAAAUAGUGUUAAAAAAAAAGCUCAAAUGUGCAUGGGUAAAUUAAACACUCCAAAUGUAGGAAUUUCAACCUUUAGUCUUAAUUGCUUAUCUGUCAGUUUCAGAGUGAAAAUUUUGCUAAUUUUAUAGCAAUUAAUUACUCAAAACAGAAUAUUAUGUCUUUUGAAUGAAUGGGCAUAAGCCAAGAUAUCACCUUUUAAUCCUCAAAUCCACUAUGAAGUAUCAAGAACAUUUCAUUAUAACACUAUUGUAAUCGCUACGAUAUUGUUGUUCUUCCUCCAGAAUCUAUAUAAUACAUCUAAACUUGACCUUAGUAAACAAACUACUGAAAUGUUUUUUCCACAUUAUAUUUAUUAGGUUGCACCUGUAACUGACACUAUAACCAUGCAUGUCAUUUCAGUAUGAUCAUUUUGUCACUCUUUUCAAAGAUUUUUACUCUGAAGGAGAGGACUAAAUACUUGUGAAAUAAAGUUGUUUAAAAUUA
This is a messenger RNA of Boleophthalmus pectinirostris (great blue-spotted mudskipper), 4470 nucleotides long. It is a transcript of the gene grnb, whose product is annotated as granulin b. Gene Ontology annotation, cellular component: extracellular region. The coding region runs from base 222 to 2696 and encodes 824 amino acids. Lineage: Eukaryota; Metazoa; Chordata; Actinopteri; Gobiiformes; Gobiidae. The transcript has 17 exons. The record is from RefSeq and is a predicted model, not a curated record.